GAGCGUUUGGGACUCGUGCCAUCCGGAACUCACUCCUCUCUUCCGCGCCGUGAAUUGCAGCUAUACACAAGGGUAGACGGCCAGCGACGUACGUGUGCACUCGCCGCCACAACAGACUAAACCGUCGAGCAAUUAAAAUUGCACCGGGUUCGCAACAUGCAAAUGAUCACGCGCAAUAAUGGAUCUAGUGCACACGUCUAACACACACGCUGGGUUUGGCGGCGGCGGCCGUUACGGACUGCAGUUGUUGGCCAGCGAUUCUCAUGCACACUCCGACGGUUCGGCCGAAUCGCCGCAGCACCACCGCGACGCCGGAUCUACUGCCUACUGGAACUGCUGGCAACAGUUGUCCGUAGCGGCGGAACAGCAUCAGUUGCCGCCGUACGGAACACACCCGCAGCACCCGCCGAGCAUAUUCAACGUCGAUCACUGGCACGACAGUCCUGGCCAACAUUCAGACACUGCUGUCCAAUCGCCACCUUCCAGACCGAACAGUGCGCCCGAAUGGGACAGCUCAUACUUUGGAACGUCAAAUACCCCAAAGAGGCCAAGUAGCAGAGAAUCGCUAUCUCCGACUGUGGCCCGGAGAAGACGACUGGCCGCUAACGCCAGGGAACGCCGUCGGAUGAACGGAUUGAACGAGGCAUUUGAUCGGUUACGCGAAGCAAUACCAACUACAACAGAGGACGACCACAAACUCUCAAAAUACGAGACGUUGCAAAUGGCUCAAAGUUACAUAUCGGCAUUAUGCAAUUUAUUGGAACAUGUUCACAAAUAAGACUAUUAGAAUUAAACCGUAAUUUAAUUCUCGAUUGUAUAAUUUUUACACAUGGUUUUUUUUUCUAGUCACAUAACACAAUAUUUAUAAAAAAAAUAUAUCUAUUAUACCUAAAAAUAAAACGAUUGAAAAAAAUAAUCGAUUAUAUU
Messenger RNA from Adelges cooleyi (spruce gall adelgid), 927 nucleotides. Its product is annotated as protein lin-32-like. Lineage: Eukaryota; Metazoa; Arthropoda; Insecta; Hemiptera; Adelgidae. Bases 179 to 778 code for a protein of 199 amino acids. Gene Ontology annotation, molecular function: protein dimerization activity. The record is from RefSeq and is a predicted model, not a curated record. The transcript has 3 exons.